AUAGUAGUGGGAAAUUCUUGCUCCCAGCUAAAAUAGGAAAUGCCCUAGAUAUUUCCAGGAAUUUUAGGGCAUAACGCCGGCGAUCACGUACCACGUCCUCCGGCGACCAUCCGGCAAUUACACCAUUCUGCUGUGGUCAGGUUUCAUUUCAAGUGAAGUAUAAAAAAGGAAGUUGCUGGCUGAUGGAGCAUACUCUCAAUGAUAAAAAACCAGAGGCAUCAUCUGAUGGUGCCUUUCAAAUACCCGGGGAACCUGCUGUUGUGAUAAACGGGGUCCCAAAUCUUAAUGCUGCUCCUGAUUGUCCUGCUCGCUCUGAUGUUAGAAGUGAUGCAGAAUCAAAUGCUGAUCAUGGGCUUGGUGAAUGGUUAGAAGGAAGGGAAGUUAAAAAGCUGUUUGGAGAGAAGUAUUAUUCUGGCAAGGUGACUUAUUUUGACCGAGAAACAAACUGGUACAGGGUGGUGUAUGAAGAUGAUGAUUUCGAAGACAUGGAAUGGCAUGAGUUGCAGGAAGUACUUGUGCCUGUUGAUAUUGCAAUUCCACUGGAUGAGUUAUCACUGAAGUUCCUCAAUCAUAAGCACUCUGUUCCCAAAACUGCUAAAACCAGUGGUAAAUCGAAAAGAUCUCGCAAGGCAAACAAUCAAGUGAAAGAAAGAUUGGUAUCUUCAGAUGCUGCUACGAACACAACGGAUGGAAACCAGAUAAAGAGAAAGCGGGGAAGGCCAAGGCUGCCGGAGCAUAUGCGUAAAUCAAAUUUGAAAAAAGGAGAAAACAAGUCCUUGAAUCAGAACAGUGUUGGCGAAACAACUGCAUGCCAGAAUAAUAACGUUGAGCCUAAAGCAGAAGAAUCGGGAACUGUAGUUGGGGAUGUGCAGCAGGGGUGAACUCAUAAUGCUGCACGAACUUGGGACUCAAAAAGGUUUGCUUUCUGGUCUUUGUUGUCAUGAUCAUGUAAAAUGAAGCUGGAUUAUGAGGUUGAUUUCUUCCCAAAUGUUUCUCGAUCUAUGAAUGUUAUAAAUUUGACUAAGAAUAAAAGGGGAAGAAGAUCAAAGGAACAAAUUGUGCAUUUUGCUAGGGGCUUGAUAAUUUAAUAUGCUCAAGAAACCUUCUUAAUUCGAGUGAA
Messenger RNA from Nymphaea colorata (pocket water lily), 1120 nucleotides. RefSeq lists its product as uncharacterized. The record is from RefSeq and is a predicted model, not a curated record. Lineage: Eukaryota; Viridiplantae; Streptophyta; Magnoliopsida; Nymphaeales; Nymphaeaceae. The transcript is spliced from 2 exons. The coding region runs from base 183 to 881 and encodes 232 amino acids.